This is a messenger RNA of Dentiscutata erythropus, 1110 nucleotides long. NCBI's taxonomy places the organism in Eukaryota, Fungi, Glomeromycota, Glomeromycetes, Diversisporales, Gigasporaceae. The record is from the annotation of a GenBank genome assembly.
AUGGCCGCGCCAGUGGGAAUAUUACGAAAUGCUAACCAGACGCAACAGGGUAAAUCUACAAUAGUUGCCCCUUUUUCUGAUUCAGAUUCGGAACAAGAAGGCAUCAAUAGCACAGACUAUGGACAAGAGUAUGAAACUGAGCCUGAAGGUGAAUUGAACACUGAGGAGGCACAAGAAACUUUGCAACAUGAAACUUUAGUAAAAGCAGGAUACCUUGCUAAAAGACAAGAGAGACGGAAAGUAGGGAAUAAGAAUUGGAAAAAGAGAUGGUUUGUGUUAAGGUCAACAAAGUUGGCUUAUUACAAAAGUGAAAAGGAAUAUGAGCUUUUGAAAAUUUUGGACUUGAAUGAUAUUCACGCGGUUGCUGAGGUGAAGGUGAAAAAUAGGUCCAAUGUGUUUGGUAUUGUUACGCCUAAGCGUACAUUUUAUGUCCAAGCGGAAAGGAAAAAAACUAAACGUCUCACUAUUCAAUUAAAAUCCAAAAUUUCAGCGCCAGUUUUGGAUAAACAAACUAUUAAAACCUCGGUGAAAGAGACAUCUGCUAUUGAUAUUCCAAAUUCACAAGUUCAAACAACAGAACAUGGUGAAGGUGGAAAUUCAUACGUAUCAGUUUCCUCUUUUACAUCUGGGGGUUCCAUUCCUAAUGUAUCAUCACAACCUUCAAGUCCGGUAGCAGCUAAUUUUGUACCGGAAAGAAAGGAUAGUAGUGAUCCUACUGCCAGUUCUGAAGAGGAAGAGGGAGGCCCCGUUGAUGUAACAGGUGAAAACAAUAAUGAUGGUCGUGAAAUCCAAAAAGGAUAUUUAUAUAAACUUGAUAGAUAUAAGGCAACUUGGAAAAAAAGAUGGUUUGUACUAGAUAACGAGAAGCUAGCAUAUUACAAAGACCCUAAGGAUCAUCGUCCUCAUUUGAAUCUUAAUCUUUCGGAUAUUCUCGAUGCUAUCGAAACUGAUUCUUCUCCCUACAAAUCAAGACAACAUUGUUUCAAGAUAAUUACUCCUAAACGAACAUAUAUUUGUAGUGCUCCUGAUGAAACAUCUCUAGUAACGUGGUUGGCUGCUCUACAAGUAGCACUAACAAAGACAAAGGAGAAACUAAAAGCAGAGUCUUGA